Messenger RNA from Phoenix dactylifera (date palm), 1532 nucleotides. RefSeq names its product Serine/Threonine-kinase. Lineage: Eukaryota; Viridiplantae; Streptophyta; Magnoliopsida; Arecales; Arecaceae. The record is from RefSeq and is a predicted model, not a curated record.
CUGCGUCCAUGCGGUGUGUGCCUGCGAUUGGCGGUUUGUGCCUGCGUGGCCGUCCAUGCGGUGCACGCAAUAAUUUUUCAAUUUUUGGAGGUCCCUCGCCCUUUUCUCCGCUCCUCUCCCGGCGUUCUCCGUAAAGUCUAGGGUUUCGAUAACCGGGCGAGCCAGGGCUCCUUCUUCCUCCGAAACGUUCUUCUUCCUAACGGGUAAUGGCGGCGGAAUCAUCUCGAUCGUUCGGGAAGAAGCGCGUCCGGGACGAGGAGAGCAUUCUGGAUAAGGGAGAUGCCGAUAGAACCCUAGGGCUAGAGAAUAAUCUGACAUUUAGUGAUACGUUGAUAGCUCUACAAAUGAUGCGUGCACAGUUUCCAAAUAUCGAGAAGGUUGCCAUGCAGCCUUUCAUCUUACGUUCACAGUUGUAUAGUAGUGUAAAGGACAGGACACAAGUGGAUAGAGACCUGGAGUCGUUGAAGAAGGAGAAAGUCUUGCGCUUAUUCAAACUAAAUACUGGCCAAGAUGACCAUGCGAUAAUGUUUUUAGAUGAUUACCUCAAACAGGUGGCAAUUGCUGUGAAGAGGUUAGAGAUAAAAAAUCAACAAGAUUUGGAAGUUUUUGAGUGGUUCAAGAAAUAUGUUAUUGAGACAAAAUUGGAUGUUAGCAUAGACCACCAGGAGUUGUGCGCACUCUUAUCUUGUGGAGCUGAAGUGAAAGACAAACAUGUUACGUUUUUAAUUAGUGCUGGUCUCCUUAAUCGCCAGUUGAUUGAUCCGAAUAUGUACUGGUUCACAAUUCCAAAUAUUGGGUCAAUAUUGAAGGGUCUCUCACAAGGAAGAAAGGAGCUCCUCUCAUUCUUAAAUCGUAGAAAAUUCAAAGAGAUGCUGCUUGCUCCUUUGGAGAAGAAACAGUUGCGCUUUUCACCUCUUGAUAUGCGGUUCCAUCUUCGAGAUCUUAUUGGGUCUGGUCACCUGAAAACAGUUCGAACCCCAACUGGGUUACUUGUCCGAGUCUCAAAAGAUUAAGACACAGGUGCUUUCAGUUUCACUUUAUUUAGGCUAUGAUUAUGAGCUCUACGCUAUUUGUCUGAAAUAAAGUGGUUCCUGUAUGUUUGAGAUCCAAGUAUACCUGCAUUUGAGAUAUGUAUGGUCUAAGUUGGAUAAUUUGUUAUUCUUCUGGGGAAAAAGAAUCAUGUGUUAACAAGGCACCAUAUCACUGACCACCGGAGAGCGGAGCCUUCAUUCAUUUUUCUCCUGUUUCAAGUCUGUCAGGUAUCUAGAUAAUUGACAGAGCAAGGAUUCUCAAAUUGUUUCAUUCAUUGAUCUUAGUUAUUGCUUUGGCUGGUUAGCUGAGGGAACUACCUUUGUUAGAUUUGCUGCUUAAUAGUUUCUCUUAUUUUCCAUUUGCCUAUAGUGCUCUGUAUUUAAGCAUUAGAAUAAUUGUUACUGUUAAUAUAUAUUUUAGCUGGAUUCAUGACUGGUUCUAGGUGAUGUGUCUUUUAGCAUAAUCAUUUGUCUAUGAUUGGUCAUAUAUCCGGUUACUUU